AUGUGCAUGUGCAUAUAUGAUGUGAUAUUGAAUGAAGGACGUAUUGGAAUAGCAGCUCAAAUGAUAGGACUUGCACAAGGAGCAUAUGAUCAUGCAUUACCUUAUUUAUUCCAAAGGGAACAAUUUGGUCAAUUUAUUGGUGACUUUCAGGGAAUGCAACUGCAAUAUGCACAAAUUGCAACUGAAAUUGAAGCCGCCAGAUUAUUGACAUAUAAUGCAGCUAGAAUUAAACAAGAAGGAAAAAGCUUUAUUAAAGAAGCUGCAAUGGCUAAAUUAUAUUCUUCUCAAAUAGCAGAAAAGGCUGCAUCUAAAUGUAUCGAGUGGAUGGGUGGUGUCGGAUUUACUACAGAAUUUCCAGUCGAGAAGUAUUACAGGGAUGCAAAAAUAGGUGCAAUUUAUGAGGGAACCUCAAACAUUCAAUUAAUUACAAUUGCUAAAGAAAUUAAAAAAAAAUAUGCAUCAUAA
Molecule: messenger RNA, 465 nt
Organism: Entrophospora sp. SA101
Lineage: Eukaryota; Fungi; Glomeromycota; Glomeromycetes; Entrophosporales; Entrophosporaceae
Source: the annotation of a GenBank genome assembly